CCUCUCUAUUUUUUUCCCAGCUUUUAAGCAGCUGUCCUCUCUCUGUCAUUUUCUGCUUUUUUUUUUCCUCUUUACUUGCAUUAAUAACACAAAGCCUAUGGCAGUCAUAUCAUUACAAGAAGUUGAAAAACAUAAUACUAAAGAUGAUAUCUGGGUUAUUAUUCAUGGGAAAGUUUAUGAUCUCACUAAUUUCUUACCUGAACAUCCCGGUGGUCAGAAAGUGAUACUAAAAUAUGCUGGAAAGGAUGCUACCGAUGCGUUUGACCCUAUUCAUCCUCCUGAUAUCAUUCAACGCUUUUUAUCUCCAGAUGUAUGCAAAGGAGAAGUUGAUCCUGAAGCACUCGCAAAUGUUGAAAAAGUGGAAACAGAAGAAGAUAAGCGAGUUAGAAUUGCUAGAGAAAAUAUGCCUCGAUUAGAAGAAAUGUAUAAUGCAUUUGACUUUGAAGCUGUUGCUAAGACCGUGUUAAAGUCUGACGCGUGGGCUUAUUAUUCAUCGGGCGCCGAUGACGAGAUCACCAUGAGGGAAAAUCACAAUGCUUAUCAUCGUAUCUGGUUUAAGCCUCGUGUCAUGGUCAAUGUGAAAGACGUGGAUCCCUCAACGACUAUGCUCGGUACCCGCGUUUCGUUUCCUUUGUAUAUUACAGCUACCGCAUUAGGAAAAUUAGGUCACCGAGAAGGUGAAGUGGUCUUGACAAGAGCAGCUGCAAAAAGGAAUGUGAUUCAGAUGAUUUCAACCUUGUCAUCCUGCUCUUUUGAUGAAAUUGUGAACGCCAGUGUUCCUCAUCAAUCACAAUGGCUACAGCUCUAUGUCAAUUCUAAUCGUAAAGUCACAGAAACCUUUAUUCGUCAUGCUGAAGAAAGAGGAAUGAAGGGUUUAUUUAUUACAGCCGAUGCCCCACAGCUUGGCCGUCGAGAAAAGGACAUGCGUCAAAAGUAUUCAUUAGAUGCUCCGGAAGAAAUUGAGCGUAGUGCUACCGAAAUGCGUCGAGAUGAAGGUGCUGCACGGGCUAUUAGUAAGUUUAUAGAUCCUUCUUUGUGUUGGGAUGAUAUAGCCUGGUUCAAGAGUAUCACAAAAAUGCCUAUCCUUAUCAAGGGAAUACAAACACCCGAGGAUGCUGUCCUUGCGGCAAAACACGGUUGCCAAGGUAUUGUGCUCUCUAACCAUGGUGGUAGGCAACUUGAUUUUGCUCCUUCUGCAAUUGAAAUUCUACCUGAGGUUAUGUCUGCUCUCAAAAGAGAAAAGCUGGACGAAGGAUUUGAAGUAUAUGUGGAUGGUGGUAUUCGUCGUGGUAGCGAUAUCUUUAAAGCCAUAGCACUAGGUGCUAAAGGUGUUGGCAUUGGCCGCCCAUCACUCUAUGCUAUGUCAUCCUAUGGAGAAGCAGGUGUAGAACGACUUUUAGAAUUAUUACAGAACGAGUUUGAGAUGGUCAUGCGUUUGAUGGGUGUGACUUCCAUUGAUCAGAUAAAGCCUGAAAUGGUUGAUAUUCGAAACUUACAAGAUCAUUUUGUAGCAAAUCCAAAGGACUAUUUGGGAAGCUAUGCUUAUGAUAAGAUGUAUCCUAGAACACACUUUUCCAAGUUAUAAAAAAAAAGAGAUAAUAAAAUUGUAUCUCUUACAAAAACAGAGAGAAAGAUUCUAAUUUAUAAGUUAACAUUUUAUUUCAAAUGAUACAAUAAGCCUAUCAUUGUUUGUCAUUAGCU
Messenger RNA from Rhizopus microsporus ATCC 52813, 1701 nucleotides. RefSeq lists its product as uncharacterized. The coding region runs from base 98 to 1585 and encodes 495 amino acids. Gene Ontology annotation, molecular function: oxidoreductase activity; heme binding. The transcript has 6 exons. Lineage: Eukaryota; Fungi; Mucoromycota; Mucoromycetes; Mucorales; Rhizopodaceae. The record is from RefSeq and is a predicted model, not a curated record.